Molecule: messenger RNA, 957 nt
Organism: Moneuplotes crassus
Lineage: Eukaryota; Ciliophora; Spirotrichea; Euplotida; Euplotidae
Source: the annotation of a GenBank genome assembly
AUUUUUAUUAUGGAAGCUAAUACAAUACCUGUUGAGGAAACAGUGCCUUAUGUAAUUGAUACAGAUUGUGGGGUCGAUGACUCAAUGGCCCUGGUCAUUGCCAUUUCAAACCUUGAUAUUGAUGCCAUCACUGCAGUCUCAGGCAAUACUGAAGUGGAGAAUGUAGUCAAGAAUGUAUCCAAAGUUCUUGAAAUUUGUGAUAAAAAGAUUCCCAUAUAUAAAGGAGCUGAUAGACCAAUUCUGAAAGCUCCGGAGAGAGCAACUAAGUAUCAUGGCAAGGAUGGGCUAGCGGAUAAUCCUGAAGUUAUGGCAAUGGAGGGAUAUAUGGAUUGAUACAAUGAUGAAGUAACAGCAGCUCAAUACUUAGUUCGCAGAGCUAAGGAAAGUGAAAUUAAUUUGAUAUGCCUAGGCCCUCUAACUAAUAUAGCGAUUGCUUGCUUUUUGUAUCCUCAGUUUCCAUCUAGGAUCAAUAAAAUCUUUGUGAUGGGUGGAACCAUAUUAGGAAAAGGGAAUACUUCUGUUAAUGCUGAAUUCAACUUCUUAGCAGAUCCUGAAGCUACCUUCAGAGUGUUUAAGAGUUUUAAAAUGGUAGAUAUAGUUCCUUGGGAAGCCUCCCCUACAUUUGUGAUACCUGAGGAAUAUUAUGACGAACUAACUGAUCCAGACAAGCCUAAGUCAAGGUUUAUUGCAAACACACAUUGGGACCAAUUAAAGAGACUUAAGAAAUUAAUGAUUUGAGAUGGAUUUACACCAAUGGUAGCUAUUGAUCCCUCUAUAUGAGACUCAUGUGAAGAAUUACAUUGAGAGGUCUUCCUUCAAGGAGAUGCUCAAGGCCAAAUUUCUUAUGCUUGGCCUAACUUCACAUCUCUUUCUUCAAAAGAAAAGAUUAAUUGAAGGGUUCACUAUGACUUUGAUGUGGAGAAAACUAUGAAAAUUUUGUUAAGUAGCUUGAAAUAA